AUGCCUACAUCAAUGAUUGGGUUUCAUAAUCUUUUUUCUCUUGCAUCCCGCGAAAGAUGUAUGAUAAACUUUAAAAAGUUUCGUGUGCCAUUCACAAAGACAACUAAAGUGCCCAGCGGAAGUGCAGCGGUGCUGAUCCCCAUGUGCCGGGUCAACGAGCAGCCCACAUUGCUUUAUACUGUACGAUCGACUAAAUUAAAUAGCCACAGUGGUCAAAUUUCAUUUCCUGGUGGUAAGACUGAUGAAGGUGAGACUCCAGUGGAAACUGCUUUAAGGGAAACACGAGAGGAAAUAGGACUUUCUUCAUCCAAGAUAGAUAUUUGGGGAUAUGGACCUUCCUUUCCUGGGAAGGAUUUCAAAGUAAUGAUUACUCCUAUUAUAGCUUAUGUUCCGGAUUUCACUGUUGAUGAUUUAAAAAUUAAUGAAGAAGAAGUGUCUGAGGUGUUAGCCGUGCCUAUACAUAUUCUUUGUGACCCCAGUAACCAGUAUCAUACUCAAUUUAGAAAUGGAUUUGUCUUACCUGUAUUUUUGGCAGAAAAUUAUAAAAUAUGGGGUAUCACUGCUUAUAUUACUCACGUGUUUUUGACCUGUUUACUCCCUAAACACAUGUAUAGAAAUGAAUGGAUGAAAAAGAGAAUUACUUUAGAUGAGGACUGGGAACAGUAG
This is a messenger RNA of Pieris macdunnoughi, 666 nucleotides long. NCBI's taxonomy places the organism in Eukaryota, Metazoa, Arthropoda, Insecta, Lepidoptera, Pieridae. The record is from the annotation of a GenBank genome assembly.